AUGGCGUGCUAUUAUCUUGUGAUCAGCUCAACACAUCUCAGCAAUGGGCAUUUUAGAAGCAUUAAAGGAGUUUUUAGAGGUCCGCUGUGCAAGAAUGGGAAUGAAGCACUGGAUGCUGGAAAGGAGAAGGCCAUAGCAAAAGCUCUUGAAGACCUGAAAGCCAAUUUCUACUGUGAACUAUGUGACAAGCAGUAUCACAAGCAUCAGGAAUUUGAUAAUCACAUCAAUUCCUAUGACCAUGCUCACAAACAGAGACUGAAAGAACUAAAACAAAGAGAAUUUGCUCGAAACGUAGCUUCGAGAUCAAGGAAGGAUGAAAGGAAACAGGAAAAAGCCCUCAAACGUCUUCACCAGCUUGCAGAGCUGCGGAAACAGUCAGAAUGCGCCUCAGGAAGUGGUCCCAUGUUCAAACCAGCAACAGUAGCCAUUGACAAUCACGUGAAAGCAGCUGUCAGUGGAUCCUUUGCCAAAGGCAGAGAUAACGAAAGAAGGAGCAAUACCCAAGCAUCUUUCAUGAAAGAAGAGGCUCUGAAAAGGACUCAGGGAAACAGUCUGCAUUGUCCCCCACGUGGUGGCCAGUACGAUCAGUUCGGCUUAAGGCCCUUGGGUCUCUUCACAAAGAAAAACAACCCAUGCAUCCCCAUUCAGAAGGGCAGUGUCUCCUUUUCUUUUUCCAAAAAAGCUCCAGUGAAGUUGGAGUCGUCUGCUUCAGUUUUUAAUGACACCAUUGAAGAGAAGCAUUAUGAACAGGAGCCGCUGAGCCAUAAAGUGAAAACAACAGCUGAAGCAGAGGUCUCACUGGUAGGUGCAGGGACAAGUAGCAUUGCAGACACGGAAAAUAAUGAACAAACCAAACCGUCCCAGGCUUUCAGUAGCACUGAGAGCAAUCCUUUUGCAAGGGUUAAGAAGCUGAAGGCGCUCAUGUUAAAGGAAAACAAGGAUGAAGCUGAGAAAGAAUGUCAUUGCUAUAGUCCUACACAUUGCAAAACUAACACACAUUUUCCCUUCUUGUUUCUUAUGAAAUCAUCAGAAAAGACAGGCAUGGCUAAAGUGGUAAGUCAUAAUGAUAACCUUCAUGAAUCUCAGACUGAUGGUUCUGAUGCAAAACGUUCCGCUGUUCCAGAAUUUGGGAAUGAAAAGCAUGAGAACCCAGAUGCCAAGAGAAUGGCAGCAGCACAAUUGAAUUCUCCUGCUCAGCUACAAACAAACACAGAAGAGGUAGGGAAAACACUGGAUCAGGAUGUUUGCAAGAUGAAAGCUGAAGAAACAUUAGGGUCAAAUGAAAAACAAACUGAGGCCACAAUACCUGCUCAAGGAAAAUUGAGCAAGGUAGAACCAGUACACAGGCCGUACAUUAUAACUGAACCCUUUCUAUCAGUGCUAAGUAAAGAUGAAUCAACCAGACUUCAGUGGCCGUCUGAACUUUUACUCUUCACGCAGACAGAACCAUCCCUAUCAUACAGCUGCAAUCCUUUGUAUUUUGAUUUUAAAUUGUCUCGAAAUAAAAGUAGAGAGAGUGGUGCCACAGAGGGGAAAAACAAUAAGGACUACCAACAAAAUGCAGCCGUUACAACUGAAGGAGAUAAUAGCUCAAGCACAGUUGCAGAACAAAAUGGAAGUACAGAAAAAGAGCAAGAUCCAAAUAGGGGGAAGUCAGUGGUGUCACACAAGUCAAAGAGCCGAAAGAGUCACAACCAAUCCAGCAAAAAAUCUAAACAGAGAUCAGACUCUGGCCGUGUGAGGAAGAGAAAGAAAAGACUGAGGAAAGAGGAUAAACAUGCAUGGGAAGUCACAGAGCCCGGAUUGCAGAAUACUGAAGGAAGUUGGAAAGAAGGGAAGAAUUCCAAACUCAUUCCGAAACGACCUUUAGAAGGCAUACAUGCCCAUUCCAGUGAGGAACCAGAGCAAGUUAGCAGUAGUAUUACCAAUAAACAGACAAUUCCUCCUGUUGAUUUAGUCAACAAAAAACAGAAAGUGUCAAGUAGUAGUCCUUUGAAUAUUAAUCAAGUAUCAUGUGAAGAUCGAAAGGCACACAAAUCCAGACACGACAGUCUUAUCUCCAACACUAAUGACAGUGACAGCACUGAGGAGAAUCACAGAAAGAGUCAGAGAUCAUUUUCUCACUGUAGUUACGAAGAUGAUUCACAAAGUAAUUCAAGCGACUGUCGAAAAUCCAGAAGCUAUUCAUCUUCACAAGGUUCAUCAUUGAGGUCAUCUUCUGAUACUUCAAGUGAUCACAGUAGAACUAGUCACAGAAGCAGAAAUUAUUCUGAUAGAUCCAGUGAAUACAGCAACAAAAGCCGGUCUCGGUAUUGUUCCAAGAGGCAUCAUAGGUCACAUUACAAGUGUCAUUCCAGACAAAAGAAGAAAAAGCACAGCUACUCUUCAAGUUCAUCAUUAUCUUCUGAUGAUGAUCAUUACCACAGGAAAAGAAGUGGCAGUCACAGCAGAAGUCGAGGCAGUGCCCAAAUUAGGAUGCAGAUGAGCAGAACAGGCCGAUUACAUAGCAGGAGCAGGAAGUCCAGAAGCAGACAACCCCACAGUAGGAGCAGAAGUAGAUAUAGGAGUAGGUCAAGGCAUAGUAAGAACAGACAAGAAAGCAGCAGAGGUUCCAGUUUGAGAAGGUCGCGUUCCAGAAAUACAGACAAUUGCAGGCAUGAAAUAUCCAGUAAAAAGCUAUCAAGGCACAGAUCUUUCUCAAAAGGCAGAGUUUGUCAUAUAAAGUCAUCACUUUGCAACAGUGAAAUAAAAAGAGGUUCAGGAAAGCACUGUGGAAUAAUAAAGAAUGAAGAUACAAUGCAGAAUUAUAGCCCCAUUGCCCCUAGUUUAUUCCAGAGAAAUAUGACCAUUGGUUGCUCUAUUUUCCCAUUGAAGGAACUCAUUCAAGAUGAAAGAAAAUCCCAUGUGGCAAAGCAAAUUUUGGAAAAUGAACAAUGUAAGGACAAUGAAGGGAAAACAGACACCAGAGAAUCAGCAUCAAGUAUAAUGGGCCUGAAGUCGAAGGAUUCUCCAGAAGCUUACUUUGGUCCCAGGCUUCCCCCUUCUAUGGAUAAUGUGACGUUAUGGUCUUUAAUUGGGAAGUUAACAGCAUCAAAAAAAGUAGGUGCAAAAAAAGAUAAUAUUAGCAAAGGGAAUGAGCCUGAACACUUGGAAUGGAAUGGGAAUGAAACACAGUCUACUGGCUCCCAGGAAGAAAGUCUUGAGUUCAAAGAAACACAUGAGGAUAAAGUGGACAUUGAUCAAAGUUCAACAUGCAAUGCAUCAGAAAUGGCUGAGAAAGAAAAGGUUGGUCUUUCAAUAUACCAAGCACAGGCUACUGACGAAAGUAUUACUCCAGACCCUGAAGAAAUGUCUAAUGUUGUUUCUUCCACUGCAGAUGUUUUUACUGAUAGUUCAACAGCAGUCAAAGAGAAGAAUUCCCGAAUGACAUUUUACGAUUCUAGUAGUAUAAAUUCAGUUCCAUUGGGAGAGAUUGUGUUUGAUUAUUAUGGCGCGAACUCACAGAGUGUUGAUGAAAUGGACCCUCAAUUCAAGGAAUGUUCUAAAUCAAUCUCACCCCCUCUGGCAAGUCAACCCAUAAUCUUCUUACCGGAAGAAAUGGAAAAAUAUAGUAAAUUACAGUUCCAGGCACAACAGCAUAUCCAGCAGCAGCUCCUUGCCAAACAAGUCAAAACUUUCUCAUCAUCUGCAGCAGCAGUUGCUUUCACUCCAGUACCAGCAUUUCAGCCAGUUUCCCUUCAACAGCCUUCUGUUUCUACUGCCUCUUCUGUGACCACAGUUCACCACACUCUGCUCCAGCACCAUGCUGCUGCCUCGCUCACGGCUGCUCUCCACCCUGGCGCCCAUCACCAAGUGAUGUCUCAGCUUCACCACAUCGCCCAGCCACAUGUUGCACCCUUUACUUUCUCUCCAAUCACUCAAGCCAUUAUUCCCGCUCACCCCGCCACCUUCCUGGCCGGCCAUCCACUGCAUUUCAUCCCGGCAGCAGCCAUCCACCCAGCCCACCUGGCACUUCACCCACUGCCUCACACUGCCCUCUGCCCAACACUGUUUGCUCCCCACCCUGCUGCGUCAGCUAUUCACCUCCACCCUUUGCUUCAUCCGCUGUUCCCAGGGCACGAACUGCAGCAUCGCUCUGGUCCAAGCACUUGAGACAAGCAGCUGAAGUCUACAGCAAUUAAAAUGUUAGGAUAUUCAUUCACGGUGGCAAACUUGUGUGCAUUCAGCUGCUGAAACAAAUAUGCUAUAACUCUCUUUAUUUCUACAGUUUUGUUUGAUGUUUCUAAUCUAAAAUUUCCUACCUGAGUCCCUAUUGAAGUUUAGCUUUCUAUGAAUGAAGUUAUUAGAUGGUGAGCAUCAAUGCCCUGUGCAUUAGAAUAGAUUUCUGUGUCAUAGCUUCCAUCUGACUUUAUAAUAAUGAUAAUUAAGUGGAAGUGUCAUAGCGUUUUCCAGAUGUUCUCUUCCAAUUUGCCCUCAGGAGAGAACAAUUCUUGUUAGAACACUGGUCCAGCAAUCCAUUUUCUUUAUUUUAAAUCCUUCAAGCCCUUCAAAAUCAAAAUGUGUAAUUUUUAUCACACUUUCCACCAGUUUUUUCAGAUAUAUUAUCUUUUUGUUACCUUGACUGUAUCACAUUGUAAUUAUGCUGUUAAUAGUUAUUUAGGCUUUAGUUUAAACUGGAAAAAAAUCUUCAAGGCAUUUGUAUUUUGUGUAAAAAAAAUAUGCAGAGUACAGUGUACGUGGGUAGAAUUGGACUGGAUGCUCUAAAUCCAGUGCUAUUGUUUAGGUUUUUUCCAUGUAAUAUGGAAUUAUUGUACUGUAUAAUGCAAUAAUAUUUUUCCAUAAUAAAUUUUGUUCUAUCAAUGAAUGAUAAUGUACAGUAUAUAACAUAAUUCCUUAUGUAAAUAACGUCAAUACAGUAAAGUACUAUACUUUAGAAGUAAAAUUCUGUACUAUAUUCUCCCAACCAGGUAUAUUAUCUUUUUAUUCAAUGUAUUGUAUAUUUGUCUUGAAAUUUGUUAGGAUUUAAACACAGGUGUCUGUAUAAUAUACUGUCCU
Hypanus sabinus (Atlantic stingray) is the source of this 5055-nucleotide messenger RNA. RefSeq names its product G patch domain-containing protein 8. The record is from RefSeq and is a predicted model, not a curated record. Gene Ontology annotation, cellular component: nucleus. The transcript is spliced from 4 exons. Bases 1 to 4152 code for a protein of 1383 amino acids. NCBI's taxonomy places the organism in Eukaryota, Metazoa, Chordata, Chondrichthyes, Myliobatiformes, Dasyatidae.